Molecule: messenger RNA, 3139 nt
Organism: Catharus ustulatus (Swainson's thrush)
Lineage: Eukaryota; Metazoa; Chordata; Aves; Passeriformes; Turdidae
Gene: CWF19L2
Product: CWF19 like cell cycle control factor 2
Exons: 18
Coding region: 13-2724 (903 amino acids)
Biological process (GO): mRNA splicing, via spliceosome
Cellular component (GO): post-mRNA release spliceosomal complex
Source: RefSeq, a predicted model, not a curated record
GCGGGUGUGCGGAUGGCGUCCGGGCCCCAGAGCGAGCGGAGCCGGGAGCAGCGGGAGCGGGAGGCGCUGCUGGCGCAGGCCAAAAUUAGUUCUGAAAAGAAGGAGAGUUGCAAGCUGCUAAAGGAUCUGUGUGGUAAAGAUACACGGAUGCCUGGUGAUUUGAAUGAACGUGUGGAACCACUGGAAAAGGAAUAUUCUGUGCAGAAAAAAAAGAAAAAGGAUAAACAUUCCAAAAAGGCUAAGAAAGAAAAGAAGAAAAGUAAGAAACAUAAAUCUGAAAAGAAGGAUGACUUAUCUGAUAGUUCUUCGGAUUCUUCAGUUGAAUGGGUUGAGUCAAAUGUAUCACAGUCAGAUGACACAGGAGAGGCUUGGAAAGUCAACAAGGAAGCAGAUGCUGCAGAAGAACCUUCCCUGCAGAGAGAAGAAUGGAUGAAUUUAAACUUCAUGUCAUUGAAAACAACGUCAGUAGCAGCUGUCAAAGGUGAAAGACACAAAGAAAAAGUGUUGGAACGACAGAAAGCUCAAGAACUUGAGCAGGCCGUACUGUCUGAGAGAGAACUUAAUCCCUAUUGGAAAGAUGGUGGUACAGGUUUGCCACCAGAGAAGGAUGAAGAAGCUUCAGUUAAGAAAGUUACAGUGGUAGAAGAUGCUGGAUUAAGUUGGCUGCGAAAAUCAUACCAAAGGAUGAAGGAGCAAGCUGAGAGAGAGAAGCGAAAUUUUGAGGAAAUUGUAGCUGAGAGAUAUGGGUCAGUGGAGAUAUUUCAGUCACGAUUAGAAGAAGCUGAAAAAGCUGCAUCCAAAAAGGAAAAUUAUCAUAGAAGUGGAAGAUGGAAGAAGACUGACUAUUCAGAAAGUGAAAAAGAGAAGAAAGACAUGAAAGAACAACAUAUUGAAAAGGUGACACGAGAUGAAGAUGGUAGAAGCAGACACACAUUUGGGGGCUAUUCCAGAGAAAAGUAUGGCAAGGGGUGGGCGCAGGAAGACAAGGGCUGCAAGAGAGAUGUGUCAAGAGCAGACCAGGAAUGUGCACGCGGUAGCAUGGACUCAGUAUUAAGGGGCUACAGCUCCAACACAGAAAAAUACUCCAGUGAAAAACGAAUUCAGGAGAAGAGUUCAUCUCUAAGCAACUUGAAACACAAAUUUUUGAAACCCUCUGAAGAUGAUUUACCGUCUUACAGUGCACCUAGAGACUCCAAGUUAAAGCAGUCCUCUUCCAAGGAGGACUCAGCUCACAGCUCUUUGAGCAGCCGUUUCCAGAAACCCAGUGAGGAUACUGCACUGUGGACCAAAACACACAAUGAGAAAUUAAAAUCUGAUCAAAAAUCAUCAGGUACUAGGGAACAAAUUGAUGGCAAAAGUUGGAAAAGAACUCCAAGUGAUGAAAAUGAGAAGUCGCGACAGGAACACACAAGUGAUACCCCUGAGAAGAAACAGAUUUUAUCUGACAGUAAAGCAUCAUUUUCUAGAUCAUCAAAGGAUGAGCCACCUCGGGUCCUUAGUGAAGAGGAGAUGAACAGACUGGGAGCGAGGAUUGUGAAAGCAGAACUCAUGGGAGACACGGAUUUAGCUUCAGAACUUCAAGCAGAACUUGACAAUGCUCGCAAGCUGAGACAGACUCAAGGGCAGAUUCCAGCAAAGGCUGGCAGAGAGGCUUCAAGCCUUCAAGAAGAUGAGCAAGUGGUCCUUGUCAGAACAGAUGGAAGUGGAAGGGCAUGGCCUGUGAUGGGACCAACGGAGCCACUGGAGCCAAAAGGAGGACGAAGAAAGCAGCAGAUGAUGCCUACUCAUGUAGAUAAAGAGAGAGUAAGGUAUUUUCAGGAUGAUGAUAGUAUGAACCUGAAGGAUUUGGUCAAAAAUGAGAAGAUGAGAACAGCAGAGGAUCAAAACUCACUGUUCAUGCGUAUGGCAUCAAAGCUCAUGGAAAAAACUGACAGAGAUUACUACACUCUGGAUGACAUGUUUGUUUCCAAAGCAGCCAAGAGAGCGCGCAGUGGGGAAGAAGAGGAAGUACAAAGAAGAAAAGCAAUCCGUGAGCACCAGCAACUCGCUGCAUGCAUGGAAAAGUGCCCCUACUGCUUUGAUAGCAGUGAACUUUCUAAACAUCUUGUUAUUGCAAUUGGCACCAAGGUGUACUUAUCUCUGCCAAGCAACCAGUCCCUUACUGAAGGUCACUGUCUGAUAGCCCCUCUACAGCACCAUACUGCAGCCACUCUUUUGGAUGAAGACAUCUGGGAAGAAAUCCAGAUGUUCCGAAAUGCGUUGGUGAAAAUGUUUGAAGCUAAAGACUUGGACUGUGUGUUCCUAGAAACAAACAUGAGUAUGAAGAAGCGAUAUCAUAUGGUAUAUGAAUGCAUUCCUCUUCCAAAAGAAGUAGGGGAUAUGGCUCCAAUCUACUUUAAGAAAGCUAUAAUGGAGUCUGAUGAAGAGUGGUCCAUGAACAAGAAGUUAAUUGAUCUUUCUUCAAAAGAUAUUCGUAAAUCUGUUCCUAAAGGAUUGCCAUACUUUUCUGUGGACUUUGGCCUUCAGGGAGGAUUUGCUCAUGUGAUUGAAGAUCAACACAAUUUUCCUCAUUACUUUGGAAAGGAAAUUAUUGGUGGCAUGCUGGACUUGGAACCGCGGCUCUGGAGAAAAGGAAUCAGACAGAACUUUGAGGAGCAGCGGAAAAAGGUGUUGCAGUUUGCACAGUGGUGGAAACCAUAUGAUUUCACCAAAAAGAAAGAAUGAGAACAACCUGGAGUCAAGGACUAUAUAAGCCAUGAAAGGAUACUUUAGAUAAGAACAACACCAAUGUAUUAUGUGUUGCUAAUGUAUUUGAAAAUUCUGGAUAUCGUUUAAUUGCUGACGAUCUGUUUUUGUUUGGGACACUGGAUCGCAUGUACCUGCAAGCCUGAAAACCAGAUUUGUACAGUGAAUUUAGUUUUUCCUUUUUCAGCUAAGCCAAAAGGAUAAUAUCCAUGUGGCCACUUGAGUUCUUAAAAAUGAAACUUUUGCUUUUGGAGUUUUUAUAAUCUUUGAGACAACUGAUAUUUUUUUAUAUUGUAUUAAACCGGUGCUUAAUUAUGAUGGUGAACUUUUGUUGAAAAUGGUGUACAUUUUAAGAACGUUUUGAUUAAUACAAAUACAUUGCUGCAGAAGGAAA